GCUCUCUUGAUGGCCGCCUUCUUCGCAAGGCCAGCGUCCUCGUCGGCCGUGAAAAUCACCAGGCCACCCUCCAACGAUGGCGAGGACAAGGAUGGCUUGAAGCAAUUCACUCCCAAGAAGGAGAACGGGCCGCGACUGUGUCGCAACAUCAUGAUAUACGGGUCAUGCAAGUUCCAGGACAAAGGCUGCAGAUACGAUCACCCAGAUAUGAGCGGAGCAGCGUCGUCGGCGGACGAAGCUGGCACAGUUGAUACCCCCAAUCAAUCCAUGGACACCGCUCCUCCACCUCGCCUGUCCCUUGAAGCCGUCAAAGCGCCGGUUUUCGUGCCCAAGGCCGCUGCGUCGAGUUCUCUUUUGUCCGCGACCUCGGCCGCAACUCAAUCGUCCCCAUCACCUGCUACGCCUGCGCAAACACAGGGCGCGGAGGAGGCAGCUCGUGAUGAUAGUCAUGCACUAGACGACCCCUUCUCGGCACACUACACUCCGAACCCGUACGCACAGUCGGAGCAGGACCAAUUGUCUGAAGACUACUCGUCCAUGAUGGAGCACAUGCAAGGGUUAACGAUUAACCCGUACGACACCGGCGAACAUCACGACCUCAUGUCGAUGUCCAUGGCAGUGCCGAUGGACCCUCACUACGAUCCAGCUUACCAAUCAUAUGCUCGUCAACCCCUGGACUAUCACCUUUACACCGCUCCCAUCCCGGAUGUCUUCGAGCACAACUACUUCCUUUCCUCGUCAACCCGCGAAGAACUGCAGAAGCGCUCGGAGACUCUCUACGCCCCUCCCUUGCACUCGCUUAACCUCCCGGACGAGAUACAGGGUUACCACUCGCUUGCACCCUUGGAACCCAUACCUCCGGCGAACAACCCCGGUACUCCAAAUCCGUCAGGCGAUGCUUCCGGGAGACGCCAAUGGGGAAGCUGGUUCAGCAGUGUGUACAGGGGAACGAAGGCCAGCGACGGGGCGGUCUACGCGCUUAGGCGGGUGGAAAACUACAGGGUGAUGCAGCAAGCCGCCCUUGGCCCCGUUGACGCUUGGAGCCGCAUCCGCAACCCGGGCAUAGUAUCCGUUCGCGAGGGCUUCACGACAAGAUCGUUCAAUGAUAACUCGCUCGUUGUCGUGUAUGAUUUCCACCCGAACGCCCAGACUCUCGCAGAACUCCAUUUGAAACCGCACAACCAGGGCAGUGCGCCGUUUCCGGGAGGGCUCUCGGUCCUUAACACCGCCGGUCGGUCCGCGAAUCGAGGCCGUCACGCCGUACACAACGGCAGGGACAGAAACAACAAGGAUACGCAGGACCAGCAAGAGGACAAGCUGUCGGAAAGAACGCUGUGGACAUACAUCGUACAAAUCGCGAGUGCAAUCAAGGCGGUACAUGAUGCUGGAUUGGCGGUGCGCAUGAUUGAUCCGAGCAAGAUAUUAGUGACGGGUAAAAACAGGAUCCGUAUCUCGUCAUGUGGCAUUUUGGACGUCCUCACCUACGACCAGCAACUCGACAUGACGCUCCUGCAGCAAGAGGACCUCCAGAUGUUUGGCCGCCUCAUCUACUCGCUGUGUUUAGGCACGAGCAACCUCGGCAAUUUCGCUAAUGUCAGCAAGGUAUUCGAUGGCAUAGCGCGACAGUACGGCCAAGAUGUCAAGAACCUCUUGUUAUACCUUACCAGCAAACCCGGGCCGCACAAGAAUAUAACGCACUGUUUAGACAUGAUCGGGGGCAAGGCCGUACGGGAGCUGGAUGAAGCACAGGGUGCUGUCGACCGUCUGGAGGCGGAGCUCAUGUCCGAGUUAGAGAACGGUCGGCUUGUCCGCCUCCUGUGCAAAUUCGGUUUCAUCAACGAGCGCCCCGAGUUCGCGCACGAGCCGCGUUGGAGCGAGACUGGCGAUCGAUAUAUCAUCAAGCUCUUCCGCGACUACGUCUUCCAUCAGGUCGACGAGCAGGGCCGUGCAGUGGUGAAUAUGGGGCAUGUUUUGACAUGCCUAAACAAGCUUGAUGCCAGCUCCGAGGAGCGGAUUCUGCUGGUUUCUCCUGAUGAACAGAGCUGUCUCGUGGUGACGUUCAAAGAUGUCAAAUUGUGCAUGGAGUCUGCAUUUAGUGAAUUGGCAGUACAGUAACUCUGCAUGCACCUCCUGAAAAUAGGUAGAACACUGGAAAAAGACUAGAAAAUAUAAAUAAAGAC
This is a messenger RNA of Punctularia strigosozonata HHB-11173 SS5, 2180 nucleotides long. RefSeq lists its product as uncharacterized. Gene Ontology annotation, molecular function: metal ion binding; poly(A) binding; protein kinase activity. The transcript is spliced from 13 exons. The record is from RefSeq and is a predicted model, not a curated record. Gene Ontology annotation, biological process: nuclear-transcribed mRNA poly(A) tail shortening; protein phosphorylation; mRNA processing. Gene Ontology annotation, cellular component: P-body; PAN complex. Lineage: Eukaryota; Fungi; Basidiomycota; Agaricomycetes; Corticiales; Punctulariaceae. Bases 10 to 2115 code for a protein of 701 amino acids.